AUGGUGACCGCUUGCUUCCAGGUGGUGGGAUUCAUCACAGCCACUGUUGGGUGGUUCAUGGCCUGCGUUGCCAUGGCAAUCCCACAGUGGAAAAUCCGGAAUCUCGACGGCAGUACGAUUCUGACGGUGGAGGAGGGCUGGGAGGGGAUCUGGAUGAGCUGCAUCAAUGACAGUGCGGGUCUCCUGAGCUGUGACGUAUAUGACUCGCUGCUUGCAUUGCCGUCCGACCUACAGGCAGCCAGAGCUCUCAUGUGCCUGGCCGUAGCAUUGGGCAUUUUAGCCAUGAUGGUAUCAAGCGCUGGCAUGAAGUGCACCAAGUUUGCGAAGGGCGAGGAGAGGUUCAAGGCCUCUCUGACUGUAGCUGGAGGAGUUUUAUUCAUCCUGGCAGGGACCUGUGUCCUGAUUCCCGUCUCCUGGACUGCUGGCAACAUUGUAGCUGACUUCUACAACCCUCUGGUGCCCAUAUCAAUGAAGGCAGAUCUGGGAGAUGCUCUGUUCCUGGGGUGGGGAUCAACUUGCGCCCUUCUCCUUGGGGGUACCAUCCUCUGCUGCUCGUGCCCAGCAGGCAGUGAGCAGGGAUACACGAGGAAUCACGCUCAGUAUCAAUCCACAGUUCCAGGAAACAGGAUCAACAUCUGAAUCUGAUGUUCACCACAUUGAGAAUAUGAACCAAGAGCAACACUCAGAAUUCCUGCAACACCCUCAUCCCAGAGACUGAUGAAGAUUAAAGAGAAGUUAUCAAGCU
Messenger RNA from Carcharodon carcharias (great white shark), 745 nucleotides. Its product is annotated as claudin-4-like. The transcript is spliced from 2 exons. Gene Ontology annotation, biological process: bicellular tight junction assembly; cell adhesion. The record is from RefSeq and is a predicted model, not a curated record. NCBI's taxonomy places the organism in Eukaryota, Metazoa, Chordata, Chondrichthyes, Lamniformes, Lamnidae. Gene Ontology annotation, cellular component: bicellular tight junction; plasma membrane. Gene Ontology annotation, molecular function: structural molecule activity. Bases 1 to 639 code for a protein of 212 amino acids.